CCCCCCCCCCACGCACGCUCCCCUCCUCCCUCUCCACUCCGUACACCUGCUGCUUGUGGACGGAACAGGCUCUUUCUGCACGCGCGCUCGCUUGGCAAAAAAAAGGGGCACCACAGCAGCGAACGUUCACCACGUGCAUUGCAUUGUCUCAUGGUGAACAUCAUGGGCGGCGCCCGAUGCGGCCACGCUCUCGCCACGGUGGUUGUGGCAGUCAUGGUGGUAGUGAUGGUUAUGGAGCAUGUGUCGGCAUCGCCCUGUAUCAAUGGCAUCAACAUGUAUGAUCUUACGGGCGCGCCACGAGUUGUGUACCUUGUCGAGGUGCCCAACUACCCGGCCAGCGUCAACUGCACCCAGCAGUUCCUCCUCGACGCCGUCGACGAGUGGAAGUUCUUCUGGGAGCUGAUCAAUCUGGGCACCGGUGACACGAUCAACAUCUUGGACGGAGCGCAGAUCGAUCCGCCCGACGACCUCGUCUCGUACGUCGAGCCGGUAACCACCAUCUUCAACGGGCAGACGCAGUACCCAUCAGGCUCGGUCUUCUCGGUCAACCUCCUUUCCGACGGCACAAACACGGGUGCUUACGCGCUUGGCCUUGAGCGGUGGCGUGAACCGACCAACCUGGUCAUCGAGGGCUACGGCCCGUCCCGAGGCGCGCUCUUUGCCGAGCAGGUCAUCGCCAACCUCUCCAUGCCGGUCUUCCGCAAGUUUGCCAUCGGCACCGACUCGAACGACGGGCUCUACAAGGAUAUCAUUGUCUUUGGCCAGUCGACCUUUGUCCCUCCGCUGCAAGAGUCUUUCCUCUUUGCGCCGGCACCGAUGGUCUUUAUGGGCGGCUUGGUCGCCUCGCACGUUCGCAUUGCUGGCCCAACGUCUGGCACCUCGUAUGGCGCGUACGCUCCGGGCUCGAGCAUCUACGUCCACAUCGUGGACCCGGACCACCCGCUUGCUGCAGGCCUCUCGGGCACAGUCCAACUCGUCACCGACGACUCGGUCGCCGUCGAGUGGGUCAACCCGCACGCCGAGAACGCUGGCCUCACUCCCGAGGUCGUGGCUGUUGUGGCCGAGUCGUCGGGCUCGACCAUUCGGUCCGAGCGGGCUGUGGCGUUUAUGUUUGAGAAGGGUACGCAGAUGCCGACCGGACUCACCGCCACCUCGCGGCGGGUCUUUGUCACCUCGGACCGCAAUCGCGAGCUGCUUGCUCACGAAAACGCGUUUAGGCUUCAGCGUGCGGCAGUCAUGGUAGCCGCGCGCACGCUGGUCUUCUCCAACCAGCCGCCAGCCCUUCUCUCGACGGCUGGCAGUUUUGACCUUGUUCUCAACCUCACCAACACGCGCGACGGCGCAUUGCUGGCAACCGAGAGCGAGACCGUGAUCGAGCUCACCGUGGUCGACUCGGCGGCUUUGGUGAGCUUUUCUGGCGGGCCGCCGCAAGCGACGUUGGCAAAUGGCGUCGCCACUUUUACCAACCUCGGCCUUGCUGUCUCAUCGCAGCCGACCGCCGCUCUCUCGAUUCGCGCCAAGUGUCUCGAGCCGAUGCCUUGCUACUGGGCGCACUCGAUUCCGCUCGAGGUGUUCUUGCCGGGGCGUGGCCCGAUCUCACCGCAAAACUCGUACGUCAGCGGGCUUGACGCUAUUGCUCCCGGCAUGACCACCAUCUCGUUCACUAUCCACGCCGUCGACGUGUUUGGCGUUGCCAAGUCGACCGGCGGCGACGUCGUCGAGGUCUCGCUGCAAGUCGGCUCGGGCUCGACGCCGCUGCUGGCGGUCGACAACAGCGACGGAACGUACGCCGCAUCGUUUUCCGCCGGUGAGGGCGGGGCCGUCACCAUCGUCGUCCGGGUCGGCCACGCGAACAUCCCGCUGGCCAACUCGCCGUUCACCGCCCAGGUCUACGCCAACUGCCCGCCGGGCGAGUUUGCCAAGACCGAGUUUGGUCCGUGCGAGCCGUGCUUGCUCGACGUCUACCGGUCGGCGAACGACGACCAGGCCGCGUGCGUACCGUGCCCGGUCGGCUCGGGAACUAGCUUUGCGCGGGUGGCAUUGAUUGCAAACUGCACAUGCAAGGUCGGUUUCUACAAUCUUGUCGGUGUGGGACUGCCAUGCGCCCGUUGCCCUGUUGGCGCAGUGUGUGACGGGGGGACCGAGGCGCCGUACGCUGCGCCCGGCUACUUUCCGGCCAGCGCCGAGCUGUUUCUCGAGUGCAAGGCUGAUCGGAGCCUCUGCCCCGGCGGGCGCGGCGUGCAGUGCGCGGCCGGCCACCGUGGGCGGUUGUGUGCCGACUGCCACAGCGGCUGGUACCGGAUCCGCAACAAGUGCCACCAGUGCGAGGGCGGGCUGACCAUGCUCUUUGUGCUUGUGCUCUUGAUCUCGAUUGUUGUCCUUGGCGGGCUUGCGGUAUUCAACGCGCGCUCGACCAACGUGGUCAAAUACACCACGCUCUCGAUUGCGUUCAACUCGCUGCAGAUUUCGGCGCUCUUUGGCCAGUUUGAAAUCGACUGGCCGUCGCUCGCCGACUCGCUCUUUGCCGCCAUGUCGUUUGCCAACUUUAAUCUCGAGCUUGCAGCACCCGAGUGCGCGUUCGAAGCAAAGUCGCCGUAUCUCCUCAAGUAUCUGCUCACGAUGCUGCUCCCGCUCUACUUUGUAGCAGUCUACGCUUUUGUCUACGCCUGCUUUGUCCUCCCACAGCGGUGGUUUGCUACUCGAUUCGGCGAUGCGUUUGUGGCGCAGUUCCCCGGGUUCUGCACGCCACCUGCGGGCUCGCCCGAGGAGUGGCCUGUGCUCGCCGGGUUGCGGUACGGGAUGGCGCAGGUCUUCUUUGACCCGAUCAACAAGCGCAACGCGCGACACGUGUUCAUCCGGUGCUGGUGGCAGCUGCUUUCACUGGCGUACCUCCCGCUGGCGCUCAUUUCACUUGGCUACAUGGACUGCACCCGUGGAGCCGACGGCGUGCUUGCCCUCGACUCAGAUCCAUCGUACGCGUGCUCGGGCCGGUAUUGGCACUACUUCCCGUUUGCUCUUGUCUUUUCGCUCGCAUACGCUAUCGGCAUUCCAGCGGCGAUUGGGUACCUCCUGCGGUACAAGCGGCGCAAGAUGGAGCGGGGCAAGUAUCUGGUCCGGUACGGCUUCCUCACGGCGCGAUACCUCGACCAGUACUACUGGUGGGAGGUGAAGAUCAUGGCGCGCAAGUUUGGCGUUGUGAUUGCCAUGCUCUUUGUCACGUCGUUCCCGUCGAUGCAGGGUUUUGUUGCCGCGUGCGUUCUCAUGUUUGCGCUCGCUGACCACCACUCGAGCUACCCGUACAUCACGUUGAUCCACAACCUGCUCGAAACGUUCUCGAUCGCGAGCGCCAUCCUUGUUCUUGGCUUUGGCGUCGUCUUUCACCAUCCGGACUCGCCGUCGUCGAGCGCAGGUGGCAUCAUCGCCGCGAUCAUCUUUAUCAACCUGGCGGUACUUCUUGCCGCGUUCGUGUACGACCUCGCUGUCCAGCGGAGGGAAAAGCGCGAGCUCGACGAAGCCAUGGACGACGCCCUCGUCGAGUCUGAGAUGGUAGACGAGGGAGAGUCGGGAACAUUUGCCGGCGAGGGCGCGAACGGCAAGGGUCCUAUCGCGUCUGUCUCGUCAGUAGAGUUGACGGACAUCGGCUCGUCGCCGCAGAUGCAAAUGGUGUCAUUCAACGAUUCGGCGACGUCCAUCCCGCCGGUCACACCUUACGACUCGAACAUGGCCACGAUACAGUACGGUUCGACUCCGAGCAGCAUGCAUCAGAGCUACGGCGAGUCGUCGCCGUCGAUCGCGGUGCCACCGGUCAACCCGGUGCUGGCGAGCAGUGAGCCGGUGCCGCCGCCGCGGCCUGUCCGGCCGUCGCGGGCAGGCGUGCCUGUGGGAUCGAUGCAUCCACCCAAGCCGUAAAAA
Messenger RNA from Thecamonas trahens ATCC 50062, 3912 nucleotides. RefSeq lists its product as uncharacterized. The coding region runs from base 151 to 3909 and encodes 1252 amino acids. Gene Ontology annotation, molecular function: protein binding. The transcript has a single exon. Lineage: Eukaryota; Apusomonadida; Apusomonadidae. The record is from RefSeq and is a predicted model, not a curated record.